Molecule: messenger RNA, 2553 nt
Organism: Microthlaspi erraticum
Lineage: Eukaryota; Viridiplantae; Streptophyta; Magnoliopsida; Brassicales; Brassicaceae
Source: the annotation of a GenBank genome assembly
AUGUCGAAAUAUCGGAGGAUGAAGCUUAUGGAGGAAUCUAAUGGUGCUUCUGGAGAAGAACCAGAGUAUGGUGCAAUCUUCAUGUCCAAUAACUCCACAAGAAAGGAAUGCUUAAGGCGAGAGCUUUUCGGUUUGCCAAAUUGGCAAGCCGGAUUUGUAAAACAGGUCAAAGCUGGAAUGUUGUUGUUUUUGUUUGAGUUUGAGAGUAGGGAGCUGCAUGGCGUCUUUCAGGCAUGCUCUGAUGGUGCGAUAAACAUUGAGCCUGAUGCAUUCUGCUCUUCUGGGAAACAGUUUCCUGCUCAGGUCAAGUUUACUGAGAUGUGGCAUUGUAGGCCACUUCGUGAAACGGAGUUUCGUCAUGCUAUUAGUGAUAAUUACUUUACGGCAACAAAGUUCAAUUUUGGACUGUCAAAAGCACAGGUUCAAAGGCUACUGAAGUUGUUUAGCUUGAAGAAGGUAGAGAGAUCAUCACAUCCGAGGAAAACUGCAGUUGCAAAGCACACAAGAACAUCUGCAAGUGGUUUGGGAAAUACAGCUGGUGAUCGCGACUUUGGCAACCGUGGUGCAGAAGACACUGAUGGAGAUGUCGACCGUGAGUUUCCCUUCAGAGUUACAUCUGCAAGAGAUCGUCUUGGUCGUAGCUUAAAAGAAAGCUAUGGUUUUGGGGAUGAAUCUGAUAUUGGCGUAGACACUAGAAGAAAUGAGUACUCAGGAGACACAUCUGGGGUUCAUAGGAGACUCGUUGACCCCAUAGUGCAUGGAUCAAAGGAUAGAGUAGGAUAUGAUUCUAGCAUGAAUAAUAGUUUUGGGACAGAGGCUUUAACUAAUCAGUCUACUUAUAAUGAUCGAAGAGUCCCUAAGAACUUGAGACACACUGCAAGUGGCUGGUCAGAAAAGGAGUGCCAUGAAAAAGAUGGUAUCACACUGGCGAGUAUGUGGUCUAACCACGAGGAAUGCCUUAAUUUUGGGGCAGAUCCAGCGGCUCCUGCUCAAAGCUCAGUACUUCGAGGAUUACGAUAUGGAACAAACACAGAAUACUAUGACCCUUGUGAUCCCGGGAUCCCAGGACAUGCAACCAUGAAUAGCUCUAGGCAGGGAUUUGGUGCACCUAAUGUUGAUUCACUGGGCUCAGCUUUCUAUACAAGCAACUCAAGUCAUGUUUUGAGAGAAGAAGUUAUAGCUGGUGGUGGUUAUGUCAGUGACACCUUGCUUUCUGAGAGAGUCCAACCAUAUUCUGAUGACCACAAUGGUACAAGCAUGAACAACACUACUCUGGGCGUGGAUUACUAUAUUCCAAUGCCUACUGAACAUCCUGAAUACCAAACCAACUCUGGCAUGAAUGGAGUUGCUGGUUCUGAAUCUCAAUAUGAGUAUGGAAAUGGUCAUUUGCGUCAUUCUCAGUUUCCUGAGACCGCUGAGAACACGAGGGACUUUGAGAGGUCGUCUUACUCCAACCGCAGCAUCAUCCCUUCCUUUGCUUAUCCUUUACCAUCAAGGGAUUUAUCUCCUAAACACGGAGUCAACAAUGAAAUUUCAGCAUAUCAAAGCCAGGAAAAUUGUGGAGGUCAUCUUUCUUAUCCAUACGAGAGGACGGUUCGUGAUUCUAGAAUUUACCCUUCUUUUACUUAUCCUUCAACAUCAGGGGAUGGAGCUGAUUUGUAUUCAGAGAAGAGAAGUCAGAACCAAGUUCAAGCGUACCAACAACAUGAAGAAUUUGGUGGUGAUGCUCUUGACUCUAACAAGAGGGUGAUACGAAUGAAAGAACGUGUUAGUCCUGCUGCACUCGAAAGAAACAGAACCAGAAAGAGCGUCUUCAGCAGGCUUGCUAUGCCUUCAGAAGAACGUGUUGCUGAAAAGGAUACUUCUCCGAUAUCUGAUUCUGAAUCAGUCGAUGAGGUCAUGGCCUUUUUAAACGACUGUAAUGAGCACUGGGCUGUACAGAAAAAACCAAAUCGGAGCAAUCCUGAGGUUCUCGGAAAACCAAAGAAGAAAAAGGAAACGAUUCGUACAGCAGAGGUACUUGACAAUGAUCCGAUGCUUCCUUUUACUGAAACUACUCCUGAUGAUCUGUCGGACUGUGAAGAAAAUAUGGAACACAGUGCUCAAAAGCGACCGUUUAUUGAUUUCAAGCGGCGUAGCAAAGCUCAACAGAGCCCUGGUGAUCCAAGUCAAGGGUGUGAAGACAAUUCUAAACAUUCAGCUCCUCAGGACAAGAAAAGAAAGCUGCUGAGGCCAAAACUCAUUGAAGAUGACUCGGAAAAAGAAAGAGGAAACAAUGGCAAUCCUAUCGAAAAUGACUUGGCUCCUCAGGACAGGAAAAGGAAGCUGCUGAGGCCAAAACUCACUGAAGAUGGCUCGGAAAAGGAUAGAGGAAACCAUGGCAGUCGUAUUGAAAAUGACGUGGCUUCUCAGGACAAGAAAAGGAAGCUGCUGAGGCCAAAAGUCACUGAAGAAGAGUCAGUAAAGGAUGGAGGAAACAAUGACUUGGCCUCAAAGUCAGCUAGCGAAGUCCCCGACCCAGUCAAUGAUCUCCUUGGACGUGGUGAUCAGUAA